Ostertagia ostertagi is the source of this 663-nucleotide messenger RNA. Lineage: Eukaryota; Metazoa; Nematoda; Chromadorea; Rhabditida; Trichostrongylidae. The record is from the annotation of a GenBank genome assembly.
GGAUGCGAUUCACAGUGGUUCGUGGUGUGUCAUGCGGUCGUGUUGCUUGUUCUUUUGUUCCUGGUCCUCCUACGAGUGACAUCUCGAACCUCAGCAGUCCCCAAGAGGGUGCUGCAAGCGUUCAUCGACUGGCAGCUGUGCAUGACCGCCCGGUUCGACAGCAAGAAGGACAAGCCCGAAAAGCUCUGGGAAGAAUUUGCCGAAAUGACCCAGUACUGCACAUCGAACACUGAUGUGUCCAAGAUCAAGCUGAUCGAACUCCCGAACGAUGACGAAGUGAAGCACUACAUCCUGAGUCAAGACACUACCGAACCAAGUGUCGUCGUUUCCCUAGGGAUUGGUGCCGAUAUCAGGGUAGAGCAACAGUUGAAAGAGAAGUUACCUGAGGGAUCCGAAUUCUUCGGUGCUGACCCAGUCACCACCCCUAACGCCGAUCUUUAUGGGCAAGUAGGAAUGUUCUUCCCGCUGGCUGUUAGUGACCAUUCUGGCCACUCCAAAGCUCACAUACGUCUGGAUAACGGUGAUUAUAAGUAUAUGCCAGUAGUCCAUAUUGACAUCGGCACGUUCUUCACGAAGAUGAUUAACCGAACGCACAUCGAUCAUAUGAUUCUCGACAAUGAGGGUCCCGGAGUAUCAGCUAAUUCCGAUGAUAGCAAUCGAUAA